This is a messenger RNA of Galendromus occidentalis (western predatory mite), 711 nucleotides long. RefSeq names its product gastrula zinc finger protein XlCGF49.1-like. NCBI's taxonomy places the organism in Eukaryota, Metazoa, Arthropoda, Arachnida, Mesostigmata, Phytoseiidae. Gene Ontology annotation, molecular function: RNA polymerase II transcription regulatory region sequence-specific DNA binding; DNA-binding transcription factor activity, RNA polymerase II-specific. The coding region runs from base 1 to 711 and encodes 236 amino acids. Gene Ontology annotation, biological process: regulation of transcription by RNA polymerase II; embryo development. The transcript has a single exon. Gene Ontology annotation, cellular component: nucleus. The record is from RefSeq and is a predicted model, not a curated record.
AUGCGUCAAGGUGACGAGAGCGUGAAGUGUCCGCGUAGAGUCUGCAACCGAAUUCUCUCGAGCAAGCGAAAUCUGCGAGACCAUCUUCUGCGGCAUGACGGCUUCAAAGCGCAUUCGUGCUCUGUCUGCCCAAUGAGGUUUGUGACUUCGAUGGAAUUGAAAACUCAUCACCGCGUUCAUAGCGGAGAGAGACCCUUCUCGUGCUCGGAGUGUCCCGCCACGUUCACCCAGAGAAGCAAUUUGAUCACGCACUUCCGUACGCAUACGGGGGAGUCGCCGUUCUCGUGCCGAGAAUGCUCUGCCGCUUUCAAGAGUAAAUCCUAUCUCAAUCAACAUGUACGUCGCCACACCGGUGAGAGACCUUAUCGAUGCGAUGAUUGUGGGAGUAGUUUCGUUCAUCGAAGCUCUGCGAAGGCCCAUCAGAUGCGACACACAGGAGAGAGACCCCACGUCUGUGGAGAUUGCGGGAAAGGAUUCGUUUCAUCAGGUGCUCUAACGGUGCAUAGGAGGACGCACAUCGGAGAAAGACCCUACAGCUGUGCUGAGUGUGGAAAGAGAUUCUCCCAUGCCAAGACCCUCAGGAAUCAUUCAUUUCUCCAUAGCUCGAGAAAGCCUUUCGAUUGCCUCGUAUGUGGGAGGGAAUUCAUCCAAAAACGUGACUUGAGGCGUCACGAGGAGACGCACGCUGUCGAGACCGCACUGUGUUCAUAG